Messenger RNA from Huiozyma naganishii CBS 8797, 2616 nucleotides. RefSeq names its product ATP-binding cassette long-chain fatty acid transporter PXA1 (gene PXA1). The record is from RefSeq and is a predicted model, not a curated record. Gene Ontology annotation, molecular function: ABC-type transporter activity; ATP binding; long-chain fatty acid transmembrane transporter activity. Lineage: Eukaryota; Fungi; Ascomycota; Saccharomycetes; Saccharomycetales; Saccharomycetaceae. Gene Ontology annotation, cellular component: peroxisomal membrane. The transcript has a single exon. Gene Ontology annotation, biological process: long-chain fatty acid import into peroxisome; fatty acid beta-oxidation; very long-chain fatty acid catabolic process. The coding region runs from base 1 to 2616 and encodes 871 amino acids.
AUGGUACACGAUAGUAGCAGUAAUAGUGUGCGUGCGAGGCUCACGAAUGCGGUGCUGGAUAUGCACUUGCACUGCAUAGGCCUGAAGUUACAGGAUAUCAGGCUGCGAUCGUACGUGAAGGUGCUGUUCCGCCACCUGCUGGCUCUGACGAAGUCCCCACUGUCGCAUCCUAGGCAUAAACGGCGCGCGCAGAUCAUACUGCUGUCGCUGGUGUUUACGGCACUGACAACCGUCUCCGGGGUCUCGUAUGCCGGCUGGAACAUAUUCAACAGACUUUACUCCUUCUACAAAUAUUCUUGGAGGCGUGGCGGGCCCUUUUUGCUGCGCAGAACGAGAUCUCAACUGCAACUGGUCACGGGUGCACGGAUAAUGUAUAUAAAGGAGGGCGAGGAUGCAGUACAGUCAGCCUCACACGGGGUUGAAGAGAAUAAUGGCGAGACAAAGAGAAAGAAAAUUUUCAUCCCCCCCAAGGACGAGGAUCUGUACGAGCAUGAUAAGUUCCUGUUCAAGAAUGCGGAGACGGAGAGGGGGAAAUUGUCCACGAUUUUCUACUCCAAGUUUUUGAACCAAAUGAGCGUCUUAUCCAAGAUCCUGAUUCCGUCCAUGUUUGACAAAAAUGCACUCCUACUGACGCUGCAGAUCUUCUUCCUCGUGAUGAGAACGUGGUUGUCUCUUUUCGUGGCGCGUCUCGAUGGGCAAAUAGUGAAGGAUAUAAUCGCGGGGAAGCGAAGAAAGUUCUUGAUCGACUUGGUUAUAUGGUUUCUGAUCGCGUUGCCCGCAUCUUAUACUAACAGUGCGAUUAAGUUUUUGCAACGGAAACUCAGUUUGAAUUUCAGAGUGAACUUGACCAGAUACAUCCACGACAUGUACCUGGACAAGAGAUUGGCAUUUUACAAAGUGACCUUCGAUUCAAAGGCUACCAGUUCUGUCAUCAAGAAUAUUGACAACUCAAUAACGAACGAUAUCACAAGGUUUAGUGAUGCUACAUGCUCUGUAUUUGCCAAUAUCGCCAAACCCGUGAUAGACUUGAUAUUCUUCUCCGUCUACCUAAGAGAUAAUCUGGGGACCUUUGGUGUGUCCGGGAUCUUUAUUAACUAUUUCAUCACUGGAUAUAUCCUGAAAUCUUACACACCACCUCUCGGGAAGCUGUCGAGUGCCAGUUCAGCAGCAGAUGGAAACUACUACAAUUACCAUUUGAACAUGAUCAACAAUAACGAGGAAAUCUCAUUCUACCAGGGGACAGAGGUGGAGAAGAAGAAAGUGUUCCAAUUGUACGAUACUUUGAUGGACAGGAUGCUUAACAUAAGCAAGAAAAAAUUCAACUAUACCAUGAUAGAAGAUUACAUUUUGAAAUAUACCUGGUCUGGACUAGGGUACGUCUUUGCAUCCAUCCCUAUCGUGUUUUCAACAGGAUCGUCGAACGAGGGCAGAGAGCAGAACAAUAUGAAGGAUUUCAUAGUUAACAAAAGAUUAAUGCUGUCAUUGGCUGAUGCUGGCUCCAGAUUAAUGCAUUCCAUGAAGGAUAUUUCUCAACUCACAGGUUAUACCAACAGGAUUUUCAACCUGCUCUGCAUCUUGCAUCGGGUUCAUUCCGUCGACUUUAACUAUGGAGCUGCCACAAAAUUGAUGGAUGAUCCAGCAGAUACUAAUGCCACUAGCAGACACUUGUUGAGCAAGAUGAAAAGCCCAGAGAAAGAGGAGGUCAUUAGUGGUACUGUUCAAAGAAAGUUCAGGGGUAUUAGGCUGGAAAACAUCGACAUUAUGAUUCCAUCCGUUAGAGGCAAGAGCGGAAUAAAACUGAUCAAGAAACUGACUUUCCAGAUCCCACCGCACCUUGACCAGCUUUCAUCCAAAACAAGCUCUCUACAAGACAUAACGUCUAUGUCUAACAUACCUUUACCCUUCUUAAGUGGUCAAGCUUCCAGUCUAUUAAUCCUGGGACCCAACGGCUGCGGUAAAAGCUCGAUCCAAAGGAUUAUUGCCGAAAUCUGGCCAAUCUACAACAAGAAUGGGCUCCUAUCAAAACCAGAUAGUAGUUCACUGCUGUGUAUCCCACAAAAACCCUAUUUCACAAGAGGAGGUACAUUUAGAGACCAAAUAAUAUACCCGAUGUCUUCUGAUGAAUUCUUCGAUAACGGGUUCAAGGAUAAAGUGCUAGUUUGGAUCUUAUCGGAGGUGCAUCUAGAUUAUUUACUAAAGAGGGCUCCUGGUUGGUCCUAUCUGGAUGAGGUCACUGAAUGGAAAGAUGUUUUGAGUGGUGGGGAAAAACAGAGGAUGAAUUUUGCCAGGAUAUUGUUCCACAAGCCGAAAUUCAUCGUUCUUGAUGAGGCAACCAACGCUAUAAGUGCCGAUAUGGAGGAUUACUUGUUCAACAUGCUAAAGAAAUUCCGUUUCAGUUUUAUUACCAUCUCUCAGCGUCCAUCUCUAAUCAAGUAUCACGACAUGCUGCUGGAAAUAGCAGAUAGGGACGGGAAGUGGCAACUGCAAACUCUGGGGACCGAUGAGGCCAUCACCACUAUUGACCACGAAAUUGAAGAGUUACAGAUAAAGUUGCAAAAGGUAGAAGAAUGGAAGAAACAGCGGGACGAAUUACAACAGAAAUUGACUAUUUUGUGA